AUGGCUGCACAUAAUGAAACGAAGCCGGGUCGCUCUGGACAGCAUUCUGUGAGUAAUCUUGGGGAACCCGCCUCUUCACUCAUUGCCGCUCACCUAGCACCUCACCUCGCGCCAGGGAGGAAUGGGGAUCAUGGCAUUGAGCGCGAAACAUUUUCUCAAUUGCGCCGAGAAAUCUUUGAUCAAGAUGAAAACGGCCAGGUUAAUCUUGAUGACAACCUAAGUGAUAUCCAUACUUUGAUUUGCGUGGUCAUCAAAGCUGGUCUUGAGCCCUUGCUUAAAAGACGGAAGGCCAAUGUGCCAAAAGGGGAUGUUCUCGGGCAAGUUGUGGAUUGCCUCGAUAUCGUGCAAAUGGCCAUACAAAAGGCGCCGCACGUUUUACGCGAGCCGUGCGAUCCUGGCAUUCUGGACCUGAUUGUAUCUAUCGAAAAUACCGGCGCAUCUGGUGGUCGUGAGGUUGCAAUUACACCUCUCUACUUUCCGUCGUGGUCAAAUGUAUUCGCCAACUGCUUAGAGACACUCAAUAUCCCUCGGUCUGCAGUUACUCGACGACCACUUGGUAGUCUUUUCGUCGUCGCAAAGACAUGUUUCCAAGUUUUAGAAUCAUUUUGCAGCCCCAUUUCGACGCCAGCGUUCCAUUCACGUGCUUAUUUUUUUCGAGAAUGCAUCCUAUGGAAUCUUCAAUGCUAUCAAAGAUUAUGGAAGUCGAUUUUUAUAUGGUUUGAGUUGGCAGAAACCCAGCUGCAAGAGGAGCAUGCCGUGAACCUUCUCACAGACUUGAUUUUCCUCGCGAAACGAUGUUUCUCAUGCUCCCAACGGCUUGGUCUAGGUCUUGACGAGAGAGUUAUGCGUGCGCUAGUCCAAAACGGCGCGGAUAUGUUAUCAUCGACCAAAUUACAACGCAGCUUUGAUCUACAACAUGCUCUAAGCCAGCUGUUGAGUGAGGUUAUGCGAGCGUCGCAUAGCUGUCCCACAGCACACGAACUCAUUGCAGAGCAUUUCCUUGAAGAUUUGGAGGAACUCACGUCAGAUGCAGAUAAGUUUGCAGCGUUGCAUCAGUCCUUUCAGCACGUAACUGUUAGGGUAGUGCAGGGGGACUAUUAUGCUCCCGGACCGUCAUCUAAAUUUCAACGGCGCACCUCUUCUCAGUCAGUCCUUCGUGCCCGGGAAAGUACUGUGAUCAAUGAAUAUGUCCCACCCGAAAAUGGGCUGAAUCCUAGCACCCCCGACUCUGAGAGAGCUCGCAAACGCCCCCGCCUUAUGGACAUGGGAAAAGCCAACAGCGUACUUGACAUUCCACAGAUGGUUACAAAUGCUAUCUGUACCAUAGUAGGAUCUUUACCCGUAAAUAGACUCGAAGAUAUGGAUCCUUCAAUCAUGGAUGCCUUUCCUGACCUAUCCGCUAAUGAGAAAUGUGAAACUCUGCUUCAUCUUGGUCACCUUGCUUGUGCCUUGUCUGGUAGUAUAACUAUUGAGGAGCGUAUGGAUGUACCUAGUUCUAUAUAUCGAUGCGCAAUUUGCGACAGUAGUGGUUGGAAAACCGCAAGUGCUAUAUGCAAACAAAGGCAGAGGUUUGACGAGUUACGCGCAACCCUGGCCAGUUUGAUACCCACGCUCCGCAGGUUUGCAGAAUGUCGGGUUGCGGGAAUGCUAGCUCUGCAAAACAUAUUGAUCCAUGACUCGAAAAGUGAAGGCUCGCAACUGGGAGGGGCGCCAUAUGGAGAAUUUUGCCUGCAAUCUCUCUGUAGUUCCGUGCGAGAGCUCAGAAUCGCUGCCGGGAAAACAAUGGCCAUCUUUUUAAGAGCGCCGCUCGAUGAAGACGUUCGCCGGAAUAAUUUUGUUAUAGCAUUGAAGUACCUCCAACAGCUCCAAGAGAAGAAUGAACUAUCUGUACAGGAAACGUGUAUUAUGGUGCUACGGCGCAUUGCAGAGGUAUCUGGUGAUGAGGAAAUGAAUAUUGUUCUCCUCCGUCUUCUGGAGUAUUUGGGCCAUACCAGCCCUUUUAUUAGUGGAGUCGCAUACACCGAGACAAGGCCGCAUAUGGCAGAUCUUUUAUGUGACUUAAUCGGAAUGAAAGUCGAUAACUUUUUGCGACUAACAGAAGUACACAUCUUGCCAUAUCUUGUUAUGACCCGCAAGAAAGAUAUCAUCGCCAGAAUUGCGCGGACCUACGAGGACAAAACCGUUUUUCAACUUUGUACUACUGGUGUCAACAUUGCGGCUAUCCUGUGUCUUUUAUUGACUCAGGAGUUUUCCGACUUAGAAACCAUGGUCCCAACUAUUCUCUCUGAAGUGGCCCCAGGGUUUAAAGAUCAAGAUCUCGCAGCCCUGGUCAGAAUGGAACCGAUCUUAAUUGCCUGUGAACUUCUAAAGGGAAUUGGCGAUUCCUCAGCAGGUGAAGAAUCCAAGCACUACAAAGCUUUAGAGCUUGUAGCGUCGGUUACACCCCUCCUACCCGGCCAGGAGAGUUCUUCUGGGAUAAUUAAUCCACUCACUGCCUUUCUGGAAGGGCAUGUCCUUGGAAUAAUUACCGAAUUCGCGAAUGUGAUUAACGAUUUUCAGAUACGACAGUCUAUAGUAGAGAAAAAACGCAGUGUAAUCGCGAUAGGCCAAAUGGUAAAAAUAGCUGGCGCCAGCAUCAGUAUAGCCUUACCACAGAUAUGUGCUUGCCUUCGUUCAGCUCUUGACAUGGAAGAGUUACGGGAGCACGCCUUUUCUUCUUGGUGCACCAUGGUCACCUUACUCGACGACAUAGAUGUUGAAGCUUUGAUUGACCAAAGUUUUGCGAUAAUCGUAAAAAACUGGACAAAAUUUCGGGCGCCGUCUCGGCAAAAAGCGAUUGAACUUGUUGAGCACAUAUUGGAAAAGUGCCAGGAGCUUGUUGCAAAUACAUUUACCACCAUGCCGUCUCUUGCGUCAAUACCAGAAAUGGCGAAUUUCUCUAAAAAGAUCUCGGAUUUAAAAGAAGGAAUGGACAUUCGGAGCCAGUUCGAAACUUUUUGUCUUCGAUGCCAGAACGAAAACCAAGUUGUUGUCGAGCAAGCACUUGAAGAGCUAGUUCCACAGCUGCGAAAACAUGAAGAAUUUAUUCACCGAGCUGCAAUCAACGAGCAGCCGAAUCAAAAUAUUGCCGGCCGGCUGACACGGUCAUUACUCGAUUGUUGUGCGAAAUUCAACCCGACGUCUGAAAAUAUCAUGUUAUUAUCCGCCAAAUGUCUCGGUAUUAUCGGAUGCCUCGACCCUAGCCGCAUUGAUCUGGUGAAAGAGAAAAAGGAUAUCCUCGUCCUCUCCAAUUUCCAAAGAGCGGAUGAGACGGUUGAUUUUGCACUAUUUUUCUUGCAUCAUGUCCUGGUCGAAGCUUUCCUUUCUGCAUCUAAUACUCGAUCACAGGGUUUUCUUGCCUAUGCCAUGCAAUCACUCCUAAAAUACUGCGGCUUGACUUCGGUGGUACCACCGCGUACUCAGGACCUUGAAUCGGGGGAGAUGUAUCGACGCUGGCUGUCGCUUCCAGAAUAUGUGAGAAACACUCUGACGCCUUUCCUUAGCUCGAAAUAUACGGUGAUCAUAGGAGCUAUCAGCACAUCCUGCAACUAUCCAUUAUUUUCGUCCAAUAUUAGCCACCCGGAGUGGCUUCGUACAUUUGUGCUAGAUCUGUUACAAAAAGGCAAUGAUACAAACACUAGGAUGAUUUUCAAUAUAAGCAGUCGGAUUAUUCGGAGUCAGGAUAUCUCUAUUGCAGCUUUCCUUCUCCCGUUUGCUGCACUUAAUGCCGCAAUCAGUGACGACGAUGAAAUUCGACAAUGCAUACGAAAAGAACUCGCCAAUGUCUUAGAAUAUACACUUCCGGAGCAUAAUCAUCAUAUGCAAGAGAAUAUCUUGUUGUGCAGUGAGAGUGUAUUCGGUGUGCUAGACUACUUGUCGCGCUGGGUACAAGGCAAAAAGCGAGAGCUUACAGGCUCCACUACAAGUCGUGAUCGCAGAGAAACAAUGGACGAACGCACGGUCCAGGUGAAACGGGUGGAAGCAUUGCUAUCUUCUAUCCCGGCCGAAGUUAUUUCUCGACGCGCUGUUGAGUGCAAAUCUUACGCCCGGGCGCUCUUUCACUGGGAGCAGUACAUUAGGCAGCAGAGGUCCAAAACGGUAACGGAUUCUUCCGAGUUGGAGUCUCUUUAUCAGAAGCUACAGGAUAUCUACACACAAAUUGAUGAACCAGAUGGCAUUGAAGGUAUUUCCUCCCAUCUCCACGUCCUUAAUAUCGAUCAACAGAUUCUCGAACACCGCAAAGCUGGGCGAUGGGUUGCCGCCCAAACCUGGUACGAGCUUCAACUAAAUAAGACACCGGAAGAUAUUGAUGUUCAGAUGAAUUUGUUAACAUGUUUGAAGGAGUCUGGGCAGCAUGACGUCCUUCUAAACCAAUUUGGUUCAUUGAAAACCACCGAAGCCACGCUGCCAAAGAUGCUGCCAUUUGCCGUGGAGGCCUCGUGGGUAACCAGCAAAUGGGACCGGUUGGAAACCUACCUUGCACAGCGCCCCAAACAUGGAGUUGGGGAUUUCACGAUUGGUGUUGGGUCUGCGUUGGCUGCAAUUCGCGCGAGAGAUCAAUCAUUUAAGAACAAAAUCAAUGAGUUGCGCCUAAAUGUUGCUAAAGGCCUGACAUCAAAUUCAGUUUCUUCGUUUCAAGCAAGCCAUGAUAGUAUCUCAAAACUACAUGUUCUUGCGGAGAUGGAACUCCUAACCAAUAUGGAGUCCGAGUCUUCCCCCUCUCGUGAAACGCUAUUUGAUACUCUCGAUCGAAGAUUGGCGAUUCUUGGGGGCUGCAUUUCGGAUAAGCAAUAUAUUCUUGGUCUCAGACGAGCAAUCAUGGAAUUACUGCCUCCAUUCAAUGAGCUGGAUGUCGCCUCCAUUUGGUUGAUCAUCUCCAGACUCGCACGGAAAGCUAACUCUACAGAGCAAGCGUUCAACGCUGUCCUUCAUGCCGCCCAAUUGAAGGACAAAUCCGCAACUAUUGAAUACGCCAGAUUGUUGUGGAAGGAGGGCCAUCAUAGGAAAGCAAUCAGAACUCUUGAAAGUGCUAUUGCGGCUAACGCAUUCGGAUCCUUCGAUAAAAGCCCCGGGGAAGAUUUGACUGAGACUUCCACUGCAGACGAUCAGCAUAAACAGAACAUGCUCACUGCGCGGUCUCAGGCACAUCUUCUCCUCGCUAGAUGGAUGGACAGCGCCGGUCAGACUCAAUCAGAAGUCAUAAUUCAAAAGUAUCGACAGGCUAUCAAGUUUCAUACAAGAUGGGAAAAGGCUCAUUACUACCUUGGAAAGCAUUAUGCAAAGAUAUUGGAUUCCGAAAAAGCCAAGCCUAUUGGAAAAGAAGCUCAAAUAUACCUGAGUGGCGAAGCGGCCAAGUUGGUAAUUGAUAACUACCUACGAUCCCUUGCCCAUGGGAAUAAGUAUGUGUUCCAAACUUUACCGAAGGCUCUAACAUUGUGGCUUGAGCAUGCAUCCGCAGUGAACCUGCCAUUUGAUCCUAAAAGGGGGGAUAACGAGGAAUUCCAAAAGCACAAUAUGACGCAGCGCAAAAGAAGCCUCGAUGACAUGAAUGCCCAGUUUCGCAAAUAUAUCAACAGAAUCCCGGCUGCACUGUUAUUUACCAUUCUGCCACAAGUUGUCACACGCAUAUGCCACUCGAAUAACACGGUCUACAACAUUUUAACACAAAUCGUGGUGAAGACGGUCCAUGCGUUUCCUCAGCAGGGGUUGUGGACUCUUCUCGCGGUCUUGAAAUCUUCCACGAAGGAUCGGGCGUCUAGGGGGUUGGCUUGCAUUCAUAAAAUAACCGAAACUGCAAAAAAGCAGAAAACAGAUAUCUCAGCAGCGGAUAUUCGGGUAAUCAUGAAUCAGGGGCAGAAAUUCUCGGACGAACUUUUGAAAUUAUGCGGUGCACCAGUCGAAGAUAGGGUAAUGAAAGUUAGUUUGGCUCGUCAUUUGGGUUUUAAUCAUCGAGUGGCUCCUUGUCGACUUGUUAUCCCUCUGGAAACGACCUUGACUCCUAUCUUACCUGCGAGUCACGAGACAAACUUCUUAAAGACAUUCCGAGCGUUUGCAAACGACCCAAUAACUAUCGAAACGGUGCUCGACGAAGGCCUUGUCCUUCUCUCAAUGCAAAGACCACGGAAAAUAAGCAUUCGAGGCUCUGAUGGCAAAGUAUAUAGCCUUCUCUGCAAACCGAAAGAUGAUCUCCGCAAAGAUCAACGCUUGAUGGAGUACAAUACUAUGAUUAAUCGAUUCUUGAAGAGGGACGUAGAAUCGAAUAAGCGCCGCUUAUAUAUCAAAACAUAUGCUGUUACGCCGCUGAACGAGCGGUGUGGCCUUAUUGAAUGGGUUGAUGGGCUGCGGCCUUUGAGAGAGAUCGUCACAAAGCUGCUGAAGGCGCGUGGCAUUAUGAUAAAUUACACUGAGAUCAAGCAUUAUUUGACGGAAACGUCCUCAAGCGAUUCAAAGCUUGCGGCAUUCUCGAAGCUCUUGACGAAGUAUCCUCCUGUUUUGCAUGAGUGGUUUGUUGAGAUGUUCCCCGAACCGUCAGCAUGGCUUACAGCCAGACUGAGAUAUACGAGAUCCUGCGCUGUAAUGUCUAUGGUUGGUUCUUCAUUAGGGCUUGGGGACAGACACGGAGAAAAUAUUCUCUUCGAAGAAGGAACAGGAGAAAUCCUUCAUGUUGACUUCAACUGUCUUUUCGACAAGGGUUUGACACUCGAGAUGCCCGAAUUGGUACCGUUUCGACUCACUCAUAAUAUGAUUGAUGCAUUCGGAGCGUAUGGAUAUAAUGGUCCGUUUCGAAAGACCUGCGAGCUUACCCAGGGUCUACUACGCCAAAAUGAAGACUCCCUAAUGACCAUUCUCGAAACAUUCCUCCAUGAUCCGACGACAGAUUUUAUCGAUAAGAAGAAACGAACCAACCCACGCGUUCCUGAUACCCCUGAGGCCGUUCUCGAGUUUGUCAGGAAUAGACUUCGCGGCCUGUUACCAGGCGAAUCUGUUCCUCUAUCCGUUGGCGGACAGGUAGACGAGUUAAUAAUACAAGCAACAAGCAUAAGGAAUUUGGCAGCGAUGUAUAUUGGAUGGUGUGCUUUCUUCUAAGCGGACUGCAUAUAUUCUUCACAAGAGUACAUGAUCUGUAGGAAUUUUAGUCGAAUAACGAACUAGCUACUAAUGGCUGUGUACAUGUGGGAGUGUUUGAAAUACUAUGAAGAUUAUCCCUUUUU
Coccidioides posadasii C735 delta SOWgp is the source of this 7250-nucleotide messenger RNA. NCBI's taxonomy places the organism in Eukaryota, Fungi, Ascomycota, Eurotiomycetes, Onygenales, Onygenaceae. The record is from RefSeq and is a predicted model, not a curated record.